UGUUUUCUCCUCCCCUCUCAUCCUCCCAACAGCAAGUCGCAGCCAGCCCAGCCUCUGCUUCUUCCAGCAACACAGGGCCUGGCAAGGAGGAGAGGGGACCACACUGAACCCACCCCCACACACACACACAGGAUGGGAGAGGGGGGUGAAGAGCCCCAGGAGCUGCCGAAGGAGCAGAGCACCAACUAAAAUGAAGAUGAGACCUUUCUCUGUCUCCAAGAGCUCAGUAGGGAGCUCCUCCCUUCUUGGUUACACCAUAAUCUUCAUUUGUCUUCUUGUUCACAAGUUGGACUCAGCACACUUUUCAGUGAUUGGACCCGAUCACCCUAUCACCGCUUCUGUAGGUGAUGAAGUCAUAUUAGCCUGUCGCCUGUCACCCAGCAUGAGUGCUAAGAACAUGGAGGUGCGAUGGUACCGGGCUCAGUUUUCUUCAGUUGUGCACCUGUACCGUGAAGGGAAGGAUCAGUAUACGGAGCAGAUGUCAGAAUAUCGGGGAAGGACAGAGUUUCUGAAAGACGGCCUGGCUGACGGAAGAGUUGCCUUGAGGGUAGGCAAUAUCAGACUCUCUGAUUCAGGGCUGUACAAGUGUUUCUUUCAAUCGGAGUUCUCAUAUCAAGAAGCUGCAUUGGAGCUACAGGUAUCAGUUUCAGGUACUAAUCCCCUGAUCUCUAUUGAGGGUUACCAGGACGGAGGUAUCCGAAUGGUGUGUCAAUCGGGUGGAUGGUAUCCAGAGCCUCAGUCGUUGUGGAAGGAACUCCAAGGACAGCCUCUUCCAUCAUUGCCUGCAAAAUACUUCCGUGAUGAAAACGGCCUGUUUCAGACUGAAUCAGUACUUAUUGUAAGAGAAAAUUCCAACCGGAAUCUGACCUGCAUAAUCAGAAACAACAUCCUGAACCAAGAAGAAGAAUCAAGCAUUUAUAUAGCAGAUUCUUUUUUCCCGAAGAUCUCCCACGUGACAGUGAUUCUCCUGUCACUAAACCUGUUGGUUUGGGGUUUUUUCAUUCCUUUGCCUAUUUACUAUUUAUGGAAGCAAUACAAAGAAAAAGAUUCUCUGCACUCUAAAUUGAAAGUCUUUGAAGAAAAACUACGAUUUCAAGUGGAGAAAGAGAAAGAAAAAUAUCUUUCAGGAUUUGUGCUCAGAAAAGCCCGAAGAUUUGCAGUGAAUGUGACUCUGGAUCGAGAAACAGCACAUCCUGAACUCUGGGUCUCAGAGGACCUCAAAAGUGUGAAAUGUGCAGACAUAACGGAGGAACAACCUGAAGAUCUGGACAUUGUUGAUUCUUAUCGCUGUGUCCUGGGCUAUGAGAGAUUUAACUCUGGGAGACAUUAUUGGGAAGUGGAGCUUAAGAACAAGACUAUGUGGCACUUGGGGGUUUGUGCUGACUCAGAAAACAGGGAGAGGUACAAAAGUAUAGCACCUGAAGGUGGAUACUGGGCCAUAAGAUUGUGGAAUGGAGAAUGCAAAGCCCUCUCCACUCCUCGGACAACAAUCACCUUGGAAAUGAAACCCACGAGGGUUGGGAUUUUUCUGGACUAUGAAGCAGCAGAGCUCUCAUUUUACAAUUUGUCUGAUGACUCCCAUAUCUACACUUUCAAAUAUAUCUUCCCUGGGACACUCCGGCCUUUCUUCAGUCCAGGUGUAUAUGGAUCUAAAGAGGCUGCUCCCCUGACCAUCUGCCCAGUUAUAGACUGGCAAUGAAGGACACAUUGUCAUUCACAACUACUAUUACAAUUUUCUAGCUAUGUCAGACUCACACAGAAAAAAAAAAAGGUAAAAUGUCUGAUGAUGGGGAAAUAUCAAGUCGAGCUGGUUGAAAAUUGAAAGACAAAAUGUUUUUUCUUCGGAAAAUACCAUUUCAUCAAUAUCUGAACUUUCCAUGGGAGUGUGUCGAUUUCAGCAAAACUUAGUUUAGAAAAAAAAUUAAACAAAGCAUUUCAUUAAUGUUGAAAUGCCCCUUUUGAUACUUACGGAACAAAAAUUUUGAUUUUUUGUUUCAAAAUGACCUUUGUUUAACAUUUUAUUGUAUAUAAUAUAAUAAAAGGAAUAAAGGCAAAAUUGAAACAAUCUUUUAUUUAAAUAGAUUUGUACUAAUCUUGCCAGGUCCCAGUCAAACUACUUAUGCUAAACAAUCUGUUCCACCUUGCAUUGUGCUGUGAUGCUCGGAGUACCUUUCCCAGCCCUGCAGAAGAGCUCUGUGUGGCUUGAAAGCUUGUCUCUUUCAUCAAGGGAAGUUGGUCCAAUAAAACGUAUUAUCUCACCUGCCUUGUCCCCCAAGAGAGACAGAGUUUAGCCCUAGAUUGGAUACAAGCUACCACUGGCUUGAACAGUGGCAUCUGGACAUGCCCUUGAGCUAUUCAACUUCAUGAGAAAUGGUACACUCAAAAGUCUGUUGGCUGACUUUUCUGGGCAUGCUCAGUGUAAUCAGUUUAACUCAUGAGCGUUAGGUAGGUGACUAACCUGAGACCUAGCUCUCCUGCCAACAUCAUUUUUAAAGGGACAAUAGAUGCCAUGCAUUAGCUAUGAUAUAUGUGCAGAGCUAGCACCGGCGCUGACUUUAAUUUUUCUGAG
Malaclemys terrapin pileata is the source of this 2569-nucleotide messenger RNA. Its product is annotated as butyrophilin subfamily 1 member A1-like. Gene Ontology annotation, cellular component: external side of plasma membrane. Gene Ontology annotation, molecular function: signaling receptor binding. Lineage: Eukaryota; Metazoa; Chordata; Testudines; Emydidae. Gene Ontology annotation, biological process: regulation of cytokine production; T cell receptor signaling pathway. The record is from RefSeq and is a predicted model, not a curated record. The coding region runs from base 191 to 1699 and encodes 502 amino acids. The transcript is spliced from 10 exons.